Penicillium canescens is the source of this 1161-nucleotide messenger RNA. RefSeq names its product intradiol ring-cleavage dioxygenase. The record is from RefSeq and is a predicted model, not a curated record. Bases 1 to 1161 code for a protein of 386 amino acids. NCBI's taxonomy places the organism in Eukaryota, Fungi, Ascomycota, Eurotiomycetes, Eurotiales, Aspergillaceae. Gene Ontology annotation, molecular function: oxidoreductase activity, acting on single donors with incorporation of molecular oxygen, incorporation of two atoms of oxygen; iron ion binding. The transcript has 3 exons.
AUGGUUCAACUUGCUUCCGCCCUCGCCAUCGGCCUUCUCGGUCUGACUGGUGCUGUCUCUGCUCAUCCCGGUCACGAUGUUCGUGCUGAGGCCGCCGAGCGUGCUGCCUUCCUGAAGAACGCCCCCAUUCACCAGCGCAGCCUCGCGCAGUGUGCCUCCAAGCUCAAGGCCCGUGGCCAUGAGAACGCCAAUGUUGUUCGCCGUGCUAACCGUGUGAAAGCCAUCCGCCAGAAGCGUGGUCUGCAACACAAUGCCCACUUCCACAAGGCCCGCUCCCUCAACAGCGUUUUGAACACCGACCACAACUCCACCCUGAUUGGUGUCAGCGCUUCCACUGACCCCAGCGUCUUGUUUGGAUCCGAGGCUACUUGCAUCCUCGGCCCCGAUGUCACCCAGGGCCCUUACUACGUCACCGGCGAGCUCAUCCGUGAGAACAUCGUCGAGGACCAGGAGGGUGUCCCUCUCUACAUGGACAUCCAGUUGAUCAACACCAACACCUGCGAGCCCAUCCCCGACAUCUACACCGACCUCUGGCACUGCAACGCCACCGGUGUCUACUCCGGUAUCGUUGCCAGCGGCAACGGUGACUCCUCCGAUGAGGCCAACAUCGAUACCACCUGGCUCCGCGGUAUCCAACCCAGUGACAAGAAUGGCGUGGUCUACAUGGAGUCUAUCUUCCCUGGCCACUAUACCAGCCGUGCCACCCAUAUCCACGUGCUCACCCACCCCGUCAACGAGACCACCGUUAAUGCCAACGGUACCAUCUCCGGCCUGUACUCCUCGUCUUCCUCGCACGUCGGCCAGAUCUUCUUCGAUCAGGACCUGAUCACCGAAGUCGAGAAGACCGCCCCUUACUCCACCAACACCCAGGAAGUGACCACCAACGCCAAUGACUCCAUCCUCUCCGAGGAGGCUGACACUAUCGACCCCUUCAUGGAGUACGUUUACCUCGGUGACUCCGUAUCUGACGGUAUCUUCGCCUGGAUCUCUAUGGGCAUGGACCCCACCGAGGACACCACCGUUACCCCUGCUGCUUUCUACACGGAGCAGGGUGGUGUUGAGAAUGAGAGCUCCGGCUCCGGCAUGGGUGGUGGCUCUCCCCCUGGCCAGUCUGGUUCUUCUACCACUACCGCUGCUGGUGGCCGCCGCACCACUUUCUAA